AUGUCUCUUUCACAUUUCAAGGUCGACCUGCCUAAUUGUCUCGAGUCUCCGAAUUUGGCACGUGUCGCGCGCAACAGGAAGUCAAUGACGCCGACCGAGUUUAUCAGGCCAUUCCAAAUUGUGCAAUCGAUUUACGCUCUUCUCGCCGCGCCGUCAAUCGCGCAAAUCGCCUAUUUUUUAAACGUCCAUAUUUGGAGAUCGACAUUUCAUCAAAGAUUUAAAAUUUUGAUCACAAUUUACUAUGGAACGAUAUUUGUUCAACAAUUGUGCUAUAUUGUUAGCUAUACAAUUUUGGCUUUUGAGCGUUUAUUAGCUACAAUAAAGCAUGAGGAAUAUGAAAACACGGAUUCGAAAUGCUAUAUAAUGUUUCUUAUUAUUUUUACUGUCAUUAUCCCGCUUCUGAUAAUCUCGUGGGCGUAUCGCGAUUCAGACUUCACAUCGCAGCUAGUGAUUAUAUCGAUAACACCACCGGCGGGCGUCAAGGGCCGAUUAAAUGCCAUUUACAUUUUCUCAUUUUUCGUCUCGAUCACAAAUUUGAUGGUGGUGCUCUAUACGCGAAAAGCGAAUCGGAAGUUGCUCAAACAAAUCGGCGCCAAUUUGUCGUCGAAAUUUCAAGUGCGCGAGAACACGAUGAUCGCCGGAUUCGUGUCGAAGGUGCUCACACUGAAUGUGAUGUGCUCAUCGGUGUUCACCGGCGGCACUUGGCUUCUAAUCAACACUCAGCUCAAUGGCAAUGAGAAGAUGUUGACAUUUUUGAGAAAUUUGCUCUAUCUAUCGCCGUUCAAUGGUUUUUUCGGCUCGCUGAUCUCGAUUCGUCACGUCUCGCGACGAAAACGCGAGCGUGUCGACGCCGCCCGAAGAGCGCUCAUGAUGCCGUCGACGGGUCGGCAAGCCGCCGAUGCCUACACGCGAAUCCUUAAUGAUUUGUGGAAAUGA
Molecule: messenger RNA, 936 nt
Organism: Caenorhabditis bovis
Lineage: Eukaryota; Metazoa; Nematoda; Chromadorea; Rhabditida; Rhabditidae
Source: the annotation of a GenBank genome assembly